This is a messenger RNA of Protobothrops mucrosquamatus (brown spotted pit viper), 1002 nucleotides long. Its product is annotated as interleukin-1 receptor antagonist protein-like. The record is from RefSeq and is a predicted model, not a curated record. Lineage: Eukaryota; Metazoa; Chordata; Lepidosauria; Squamata; Viperidae. The transcript has 4 exons. Bases 27 to 560 code for a protein of 177 amino acids. Gene Ontology annotation, biological process: cytokine-mediated signaling pathway; positive regulation of gene expression; inflammatory response to antigenic stimulus. Gene Ontology annotation, molecular function: interleukin-1 receptor binding; cytokine activity.
CAGAGACGAUCAAUUUGUUGGACACAAUGGAGUCUGGCUGGUUUUCAACAAAUAAAACUGUCCUUUUCCUGCUUUCUGUUCUGUGUGCAGCUGGGAAGGAGGCCUGGGCUCAGGGAGCCAUCUUCAAGUCACGACUCUGGGAUGUAAACCAGAAAUCCCUCUACCUUCAGAACAAUGAACUAAUAGCUGGAUACUUGCAAGCCCCCAACUCUGCACUGGAAGAAAAGAUUUUUUGGGUCCAUAACCGGGCCUUUGGCCAAGAGAACUUCCCCGUCAUCCUGAGCAUUCAGGGUGGGAAGAGCUGCCUGGCCUGCUCUCCUGGAUCCCCACCUGAGCUGCAGUUGGAGAGCAUCAACAUCACAGACCUGUGCAAAGAUAAAGAAGCCUCCACACGCUUCACCUUCUUCGUGGCUAAUAAAGAUGGAAUAUGGCGUUUUGAGUCAGCUGCCAACCCAGGCUGGUUCCUCUGCACUUCUUCCAAAGCCAAUGAACCCCUUGGGCUGAUAAAGAAUCCAGGAUCUUCUCAUCUGGUGGACUUUUAUUUUCAGCCUGAAUCUUAGCUGGCCGCCCCACCUCCCUUCACGGGACAAAGCCCACUCCUGAAGUCCAGAGUCUCACAGCUACUACUUUCUCUAAGCAUUUCUUGCAGGGGGGGUCACUUUUCAGAAGAGAUGCAGCGUUUCUAGAGUUGGCUGAUAUUCACAGCUCACUUUCUGGAUUCAGAAAUGCAGGUUUUGCAGCUAGCAGCCACAAAGUUACCUGCAGAUCUCGAAAGCUACAAGUGCAAAAUAUGCCAGAAAUUUAAAUACAUUUAAAGUAACUGUAUUGACUACAUUUAAUUCUAAUUAUUUCAAAAUAUGCAUUAAAUAAAAAACUCAUUUUGUCUUAGCUCCACAUAGUUUUGGAGUGUGAAUCCCCAACAUGUUAUUCAGAAGUCUGCUGCAGCCUGUGACAUAUCCUCAUCCUGUCAAAUUGGGAGGGGAGGUGGCGGGGAGGAAGAGG